This is a messenger RNA of Pelobates fuscus (common spadefoot toad), 2417 nucleotides long. It is a transcript of the gene KBTBD12, whose product is annotated as kelch repeat and BTB domain containing 12. Bases 138 to 1997 code for a protein of 619 amino acids. NCBI's taxonomy places the organism in Eukaryota, Metazoa, Chordata, Amphibia, Anura, Pelobatidae. Gene Ontology annotation, molecular function: protein binding. The record is from RefSeq and is a predicted model, not a curated record. The transcript is spliced from 6 exons.
CUUCAGGACUCCAUGUCAAGAGCAGGAAGAGUGACAGAGACUCGCAGGCCCUGAAAACACACGCCUCUCCAGUAUUAACAGAAGGAUCAAUAAUAAUUCAACAAAAAAAGUGUAAUAAAAAACAUUAAUUUCCCAUCAUGGAAAAUGGGUCCGAGCAGAAGAAGAAACAGCUCCAUGGCAUCAACCUAUUGGAUCAUAUAAACAGAAUGAGAGAAGCAUCAGAGAUGAUUGAUAUUGUACUAGUGGCUGAGGGCCAGAGGUUUCCAUGCCACAAAGUGGUAUUGGCUUCCUUUAGUCCUUAUUUUAAAGUAAUGUUCACAUGCGGUUUGGUGGAAUGUAACCAGGGGGAGGUUGUCUUGCAUGAUGUAACGGCUUUAAGCGUUUCUAUUAUAUUGGAAUACAUGUACAGUGCAGAGCUCAGUAUCAACAAUCUUACAGUUCAAGGUGUUGCCACAGCCGCCUUUUUUAUGCAGAUAGACAAUGUUUUCCAUAUCUGCCAGAACUACAUGACAGACCAUAUGGAUUCAUCAAAUUGCAUAGGCAUCUAUUAUUUUGCCAAGCAGAUCAGUGCUGAAGAUCUCGAAGACAAGGCCAAAAAAUACUUGUAUCAACACUUCAGUGAAGUUGGCUUACAUGAGGAGAUAUUGGACAUUGAGUUUGAGCAGUUGAUGGGAAUGAUUAUGUCUGAUGACCUCAACGUGUCCCGAGAAGAAAGCAUUCUUGAAUUAGUUCUACGUUGGGUAAAUCAUGGAAAGGCUGUACGUUCUCAGCACCUUAUUGAUCUUCUGAAGCAAGUGAGAUUGAUACUUGUGAAUCCCUCAUUCCUUCGAGAAACCAGAAAGAGGAACACUAUACUACUGUGUAAUUCACAGUGCUAUGACAUGUUUGAAGAAGCACUAGCAACCAUUGAAAAGUCAACGCAGGUCUCUCUAACUCUGCGUUAUGGCAUGGAGACAACAAGCCUUCUUCUUUGUCUAGGGAACAACUCUAUGGGUAUCAGGUCAAAAUAUGGAAGUUAUGCAGAGGCUAGUUUUUGCUUUGCCCCUGCAACAAGAAAAAUCUGUUUCAUCCCAUCACCCAAGCAAGGAGAGGUAUUGGGCACAGUGUUGGCUGGUGUCAUUACAAAUAACAAUGAUAUUAUCUUAGCUGGAGAAGCCAGUGCUGUCCGACAAGCAAGACAAAAGGUCAGAAGCGUUGAAAUCUGCAGGUAUCACAACAGGGGCAACUACUGCUGGGAGCGACUUUGUAGUGCGGAAUACAGAGAGCUCUAUGCACUGGGCAGUGUCCAUAAUGAGAUUUAUCUGAUAGGUGGUCAAAUGAAAUUGAAAAACCAGUACCUCGUCACCAAUUGCGUGGACAAGUACUCUGUAGAAAAUGACACUUGGAGAAGUGUUGCACCGCUGCCUCUGCCUCUGGCAUGCCACGCUGUAGUGACACUAAACAACAAGCUGUAUGUCAUGGGAGGCUGGACUCCCCAGACAGAUCGUCCUGAUGAUGAACCGGACCGUUUAAGUAAUCAAAUGCUGCAGUAUGAUCCUGUUCGAGAUAAAUGGACCCAGUUGGCACCUAUGAAAUAUUCAAAAUAUAGGUUUAGCGUGGCUGUUGUCAAUGGUGAAAUAUACGUUCUAGGUGGAAUUGGCUGUGUUGGUCCAGACAGAGGACAAUCCCGAAUUUGCCUUGAUGCUGUUGAGAUAUACAGUACUGAUGGCGAUUUUUGGAGGGAAGGUCCUGUGAUGCCCAUUCCACUACUCUCACUUAGGACAAACUCAAGCUGUGCUGGAGCAGUGGAUGGGCGAUUGUAUGUCUGUGGGGGAUUUCGUGGAGCAGAUCGACAUGAAGUCAUUACAAAGGAGAUUCUGGAACUCGACCCCUGGGAGAACCAUUGGAAUGUGGUGUGCACCAGAGCCCCAAUGCAUGAUAAUUAUGAUGUUUGUCUUGUAGCAAGAUUGAACCCUCGAGAUCUUAUCCCCCCACCACGUGACCUGGUGGACAGGUGAACAUGCGUCACACUCUCGUACAAGGCUACAGUAAAUGUUAUGUCUUAGUCAAACAAAAUGUCCCUUUGUUCCUGUAAGUAUAGUUUCUUACUUUGACAUAUGUGUACUCAUUGUAUACAGAGAGAGACUUUAACAAUCUAACACAUCCAGUCCAUAAUAACACAGACGUUGAUAGGAAUCUAUAUGUCUCUUAGCUAGUUACACUGUUUCUUCCAGAGAGAGAAUGUAUUGCUUUUCUCUGGAUUGCCUCUUGUGAAACAUUGCUUGAAAAAUUUGGAUAACAUAAAAUGAAGAAAUAAAGCAAAUUGUUCAAAUAUCAAACAAUUGUUUUACUUAAUUAAAAUAUCUGUCUUACAGAAUCACUAAAAGGUAAAGUAAGACUAUCAACAGAUUGGAUGAUGAGCCAUUUCUCCUGGAGGU